AUGGAGACCGCGACGGAGGCCUACCAGUAUGUGGGGCCCUUUCGACUGGAGAAGACCCUGGGGAAGGGCCAGACAGGUCUGGUCAAGUUGGGCGUACACUGCGUCACCGGCAAAAAGGUCGCCAUCAAGAUCAUCAACCGGGAGAAGCUUAGCGAGUCCGUGCUAAUGAAAGUGGAGCGAGAAAUAGCAAUUAUGAAAUUAAUAGAACACCCGCAUGUCCUAGGAUUGUCCGAUGUAUAUGAAAAUAAGAAAUACCUGUACCUAGUGCUCGAGCAUGUGAGUGGAGGAGAGCUCUUCGACUACCUCGUGAAGAAAGGAAGGCUCACACCCAAGGAGGCGAGGAGAUUCUUUAGGCAGAUCAUAUCCGCGUUAGACUUUUGUCACAGCCAUUCAAUAUGCCACCGCGAUUUAAAGCCAGAGAACCUACUGCUAGACGAACGGAACAACAUAAAAAUAGCAGAUUUCGGCAUGGCAUCUCUACAGCCAGCCGGGUCCAUGCUAGAAACGUCGUGUGGCAGUCCUCAUUACGCCUGUCCUGAAGUUAUACGGGGUGAGAAAUACGAUGGACGAAGAGCCGACGUGUGGUCCUGCGGCGUCAUCCUGUACGCUCUCCUCGUUGGUGCCCUGCCGUUUGACGAUGAUAACUUACGACAGUUACUCGAAAAGGUGAAGCGGGGAGUGUUUCACGUGCCACAUUUCGUGCCACCCGACUGCCAGCAGCUGUUACGAGGCAUGAUAGAAGUCAACCCCGAGAAGAGAAUGACUCUUGCAGAGAUAACUCGACACGGCUGGGUGACAGCGGGAGGUCGGGGCGAGUUGGAACAAGAACUACCCAUGAUGGAGGUCGUUCAAACCAGGGUGCUACCCAGUGCGGAGGCUAUAGACCCUGAUGUUUUACAGGCUAUAUGCAGUUUAGGAUGUUUCAAACAACGGGACAAGUUAAUUCAGGAGCUAUUAAGUCCACACCAUAACACGGAGAAAGUAAUCUACUUUCUACUUCUGGAACGCAAGAGAAGGAGGCCCGCGCGCGACGACGAGCCCAGGCCGCAGCCCGCGCCGCCCGCGCCCGACCCGCCAAGGAAACGACUGGACACUUGCAGAGUGAACGGUCAAUCUGCCCACUUCGGGCAAAUCAGCGAAGGGUCCCCGAUAACGCCCCGGCGGUCACAAUUCAGGUCCGCUUCGCGACGGGAAGGACGUAGUUCGCCGCAGUUACCCGCCAGCCCUCCGACAGGCCACACGCCACACAGAGUGUCCUCGCUGGGAGGUACGCCGGCGACACCAGGAUCUCCUCUCGCGUCGCCGUCUGUUCGGGAGCAUCACCACCAGAGAGCGAAUUCCACGGGGCCGACGAUAAGCCUCAAUAUCAGCGGGGAACCAGGCGAAGCAGUUAUUAUUAUAAACGAGUCUCCUUUACUGGGCAACACCGUCCCAGUGCGACCUCACAGCCCUUCGCAGUCACACAGAGUGCGCGAGCGCUCGUCGCUGCCCGGGCCGCCCAGCGCGCAGUCGCCGGCGCAGCCUUCACUGUUCCCCAAUCUAAAUACUAUCACAGGCGCGGCGGGCGGCAGCGGCGCGGGCGGCGCGGCGGCGCCGUGGCGCGCGCGGCUGGCCACCAUCAAGAACUCCUUCUUGGGCUCACCACGGUUCCACCGGCGCAAGAUGCAGGCGUCAUCGGAAGAAGUGCACCUAACGCCCGAAUCGUCGCCAGAGUUGACCAAGCGCUCGUGGUUCGGGUCGCUCCUACUGUCCGCGGACAAAGAGGAAACCUUCACGGCGCUCGUUAAAGGAAAACCCCUGGCCACUGUCAAGGCGGACCUCAUACACGCCUUCUUGAGUAUAGCAGAGCUGUCCCACAGCGUUCUGAGCCCUAUGUCUUUCCGAGUGGAGUACAAACGGGGCUCGAACGCGCCCGCCAUGUUUCAAAGACACGUCCGGUUUCAGGUUGAUAUUUCAACGAUCACUAAGGCGCCGGGUGAGAACGGAAAGGAAUAUCUAUACGCCAUCACUUUCACACUACUGUCAGGCAACAUCCGCCGCUUCCGGCGCGUGUGCGAGGUGGUGCAGGCCGCCGUGUGCCGCGCGCCCGGCGCCGGCCGCGCGCCGCCUCUGCACCCGCCCUCGCCCAGGGCUGCCAGGAGGAACAUCCCCAUACACCCGGCCAACGAGAUACCAGACAGUCCGGAGACCCCUCAUCAUCAGGAGCAGGAAGACACGCCAUUCGACGCCACCAAGAGUCCGACCAACACUAGCCACAACUCCAUAGAUAACUCCAUAGAUAAUUCAGACCAGAACGGAUCCCACACUCUGGGCUCGAGUUCGUCAGUAACCAGUGGUUCGAGCGGGUACAAACAAAGUGUGCGGCGGCGGCGCGUCGACCGUGAGCCGGCGUCCGCGUCCCUCGACCACGAGAUCAUGAGCUGUCCGAGGGAGUUGCCUGGCACCCACACGAAGCGCUCAUCCUCCGAGCACCGAGAUUCCCUCGACUCUCGCUCGUCCCUCAAAGACGAUCUCCGCCGCAACAACAGCCUCCGAGAGCGCCGCGGCGAACGGGACUUGCCUCGCGUCGCGUGAGACACACACUUUCAACAUAUAACCACUGUACUAAAAUGUAGACCUGCCUCGACCGAGGCAACGAUACAUUGGCUGCUUGCCUCGCGCUGUGUGGGCGAUCUCCGCAACAGUCUGCGAGAGCGCCGCGGCAAACGGGACUUGUCUCGCGUCGCGUGACACACACUUUCAACAUCUGUAUUAACAUGACAACUACUGUAUUAAAAUGUAAACCUGCCUCGACC
This is a messenger RNA of Leguminivora glycinivorella, 2795 nucleotides long. RefSeq names its product serine/threonine-protein kinase BRSK2 (gene sff). Bases 1 to 2574 code for a protein of 857 amino acids. Lineage: Eukaryota; Metazoa; Arthropoda; Insecta; Lepidoptera; Tortricidae. The transcript has 25 exons. Gene Ontology annotation, molecular function: protein serine/threonine kinase activity; tau-protein kinase activity; ATP binding. Gene Ontology annotation, cellular component: cytoplasm. The record is from RefSeq and is a predicted model, not a curated record. Gene Ontology annotation, biological process: protein phosphorylation; microtubule cytoskeleton organization; intracellular signal transduction.